UCUGCCAUUGUAACGGCGUUAUGAGCUGUCGUUUUGCUAUAUAUAACCCUCUCAGUUUUCAAGUUUCAACAUCGAUCAUUUCCCUCUCAUAUUUCUCUCUCUCUCUCUCUCUCUCUCUCUGUGCUGAGUGAAACAUUUUAAUGGUUGCGUAAAUUUGAAGAGUGGUAUAAACAUCUGAGUGUUUUGUUGGAAAUUUUUUGGUUUUUUGAUUUCAUCACUGGUCGGAAAUCUCGAAAUGGGAAAGAAAGACCAGCAGCAGAGAGAUGAAGAGAGCAAAGAAAAUGGAAGAGUGGAAGCUGUUCUUCAGCUUCUGAGAAAACAUGCUCCACUCACAGUCAAACAGGAGAAGUUCUGCAACACUGCUUGUGUUGAGAGGUUUUUGAAAGCAAAAGGAGAUAGUGUUAAGAAGGCAGCCAAGCAACUUAGGGCUUGCCUUUCAUGGCGACAGAGUGUUGGAACUGAGAACUUGAUAGCAGAUGAGUUCUCAGCUGAACUCGCUGAAGGCGUUGCCUACACGUCUGGACAUGAUGAAGAAUCGAGACCUGUUGUGAUUUUCCGGAUUAAACAAGAUUACCAGAAGUUCCAUUCACAAAAACUGUUCACUCGCUUGUUGGUAUUCACGCUGGAGGUGGCGAUUGAGUCCAUGCUAAAAAACGUCGAGCAGUUCGUCCUCCUUUUCGACGCAAGCUUUUUCAGGUCAGCUUCUGCUUUUAUGAACUUGUUGGUGGCAGCACUGAAAAUUGUGGCAGAGUACUACCCAGGACGGCUCUUCAAGGCGUUUGUAAUUGACCCCCCUACGAUGUUCUCGUAUCUUUGGAAGGGUGUUCGACCGUUCGUUGAGCUUUCAACGGCUACGAUGAUGGUAUCGUCCCUAGACUUUGAGGAGUCGUUGGAUUUCAGUGCCUUCUCAAACUACCCGCGAGCCUCGUCCCUUCGAUUCGACCCCUCCUCAAUCAAAUCAACGGCCAAUAUCGGCUCCUGCUCAUCCUCCCGCUUCUCCUUCACUGUCGCUCAGCAUCAGUUCGACUCUCUCAAGCCUUGGUACCUCAGCCUCACAGACACGUCAGCAUCCAAAGUAGGCCCCACCACACCCUCCCCGCUGGGACCCGCGCUCAUCUCUCCUCUAAACGCCCGGUCCUUCUCCUUCGCAUCCCCCGCCGCCAGAACGCCACGUGGAACAAUCCACGGCUACGGCAACUCCGCUUCCACGAGAAAGAGCCUGUUCCCGUCGACGCCACUCCCCCAACGGUGCUCAGGCAUAGAGGCCAGCAGAACCCCUCAUCACCGCCAGCUUCCGCGGACCCCACGUCCCUCGUUCCUCCAAUCGCCGGCCACUUCGCAGACGAUAUGCAGCAUUCUGCGUAACCAACAAGGCAGCAUGGAAAUCAAGAUCAUAGGGGGGGCGGCAACUAAUGGAGAUUAUCAUGCUGAACAAUCCGACCUUGCGGCCGAGGAAUAUGAGGUUUCCAAAUCUUCAGUACCAAAUUCUGAUUUUUUCAAAGUGUACGUGUUUCCUCAAGCUAUUCGGGAGUACAAGGAUUCAAGACUAGGGCACAGUUGGUGCCCAAAUUUUCCUCCGGGUUUGAAAUCUUUGAACAGGGGGUUUGCCACGCUUGCAGGGUCGGAGACAAUGUUGAAAGCCGCCAAUCGGGAUUUGGACUUGGCACAGUUUGUAAUAUUCGCUCGGCAUCUUGAGUUUCUAACUUGUAUGGCCAGUUUCGACGGGGUCGGGAUAAAUGGACAUAGGGGAGCAACCGAGACUAAUUCGGUGUUCUAA
Malus domestica (apple) is the source of this 1777-nucleotide messenger RNA. NCBI's taxonomy places the organism in Eukaryota, Viridiplantae, Streptophyta, Magnoliopsida, Rosales, Rosaceae. The record is from RefSeq and is a predicted model, not a curated record.